AUGUCCGUCCCCUCCACUCCUGCCAUCUCGGUAGACUCCACCCACGCCGUCUCCCCACGCCUCCAAUCCCCGGACUCCCGCUCCUCCUCGCGGCGCGUCUCCCUCGAUGUGCCCUCCCAGCAAUCACUAAACCCGCACAGUCCCAAACCCCGACGCAACCGCUCCGCACUCCGGCAGUUCUACGGCCUUGGACAGGAGCCCCCGUUACCAGAGGAGGAGGGCCCUGAGAGGAAAAAGGUCGAAGAGAAGCUCAACGAGAUCGACCGCGAAGGGUUCGACGCAGCGGCUUACGUCGAGAAGUUUAUCGCAAAGGCGGAGCUGAAGGAGUUGUUGAGGAGGGAGAAUGAGCUUGUUAAUGGUUGGUUUCCCCUCCUUAUCUCCCUCUAGCAAGGUCGGCUACUAAAUCUGGGGGGACAGAAAUACGCGGCUUCGACGGCGAGCGAAAAGCUCUCGUUUACGACAACUACAGUAAAUUGAUAACCGCAACAGAUACUAUUCGGAAAAUGAGGGCUAAUAUGGAGCCCCUGGCGCCGACUACUUCCACCCUCAGCCCUGCAAUAUCCCAUAUCGCGCAGGUGUCUGCUUCCCUAGUGGAGAACAUCCCGCCUUCGCCGGUCACGCCGAAGAUCCCUACUUCUAACAAGAGGAAGAAAGACGCUGUCGUUUGGGCCCUGGCGUGCCCGGGCAGGAUUGAGGAGCUGGUGAAGGAGGGGAGGAGGGAUGAGGCCGAGAGGGUUUUUGGUGUGCUGGACGGGAUGCUGGGGAAAUGGAAGGGGGCCAAGGGCGCCAAAGAGUUAAGGGAGAGGGCGACGGCCGCGUUGGGGAAGGAGGAGCGAUAG
Messenger RNA from Tuber aestivum (summer truffle), 839 nucleotides. Lineage: Eukaryota; Fungi; Ascomycota; Pezizomycetes; Pezizales; Tuberaceae. The record is from the annotation of a GenBank genome assembly.